Molecule: messenger RNA, 2511 nt
Organism: Zygotorulaspora mrakii
Lineage: Eukaryota; Fungi; Ascomycota; Saccharomycetes; Saccharomycetales; Saccharomycetaceae
Gene: STB4
Product: Stb4p
Exons: 1
Coding region: 1-2511 (836 amino acids)
Biological process (GO): regulation of DNA-templated transcription; DNA-templated transcription
Molecular function (GO): zinc ion binding; DNA-binding transcription factor activity, RNA polymerase II-specific; DNA binding
Source: RefSeq, a predicted model, not a curated record
AUGAAUAGCAACGGCAGAUUGCGUGUAAGGAAGGCGUGCAUUAUUUGCAAGAGGAGAAAAGUGAAAUGCGACGGCCAAUUUCCGUGUUCCAAUUGUGUCAAGCACAUGCAAGAGUGCCACUAUGACUACAACGGCUUCAACAAGAGGUCUAAGUACAAGAAGAGUCGGUCGGGCAGCGUGCCCGAGGCGAGGGAAUCGGCAUCCUCGCAAACACGAUCUUCGAGCGGUGGUAACGACAUCGAGGGCCACAUGGCAAGCCUGUUGCUGCAACUGGGCUCGCAACUCGAGAGACCGGGCAGCACUGGGCUGAAGGCACAGGCGCAGGCCAAGAUGGGCGAGUCAAGAAGGGGAGCGCAACGCAGCGCGCAGCAUACACAACCUCCAGCGCUUAAUCAGUCCCCUUGGCAAAGUUUCUCGUCCGACAAGUACAGGUUCCACAGGAGAUACCAGAAUGUACUGCCGUAUUACCUGGGGGGCUCUUUGCUCUCCGAAUUGCCGCAGCAAACGAUACUGAAAUAUAAUCUAAAGCAACCAAGGAUUCAGAAUUAUGGCUGGAACUUAUCCGGCGGACACUACCUGAGACACGAUGAAGUGAAUAGCAGAUCGCGGGUUUUUUCUCCGACAGUUCCAACCUUGCUGUUCGAUUUUGAUAAUCCGACACACCUAUCAAUUGUCGAUAAACUCCUGAAUUACUUCUUCAGCGAGAUAAAUCCAACCCUAAGUAUAAUACACGAGCCAAUGUUUUGGCAACAGUUUAGGAACGGAUUUCUUAAUCAAAACAGACAACAACAUUCAACAGCGAAGUUGUUUUUGUCGAUGCUUUAUCUUAUCCUUGCUAUAAGUUUAAGAUUCCAUGAAGGACACAUCAAGGGCACUCAAAUGGGAAAGAAUUACGCAUUCAAGAUGGAAGAGAUUCAUGUCUUGAACGAAUACUCAAGGGAAGAAUUACUAUUUGAGUAUGCCUACUCGAUUAUAACUAAACUAACCUUCGAAUGGGAGUCGUUUGAGCUCAUUCAAUCCUGGCUUUUGAUCUGUUUUUAUUUUCGUACUUGCUAUAGGCAAACAUCCUGUUGGAAUGCGUUGAAUCAAGCAACCAGUAUGUGCAAUGGUAUGUCAUUGUAUUUGAAUAGAUUUCCGGAGAAGCAUGCAAAAUAUGAUGAAAAUCGUGCCUGGCAUUGUUUCUGGGCUUGCUUUAUUAUGGAUAAGCUGAUCACUUUCCAAAUGGGUAGAUUUUAUAGUUUGGAUUUACCAGUCACAAGCAUGGCAAGACCAGGGUUUUGGCAAGGGAAACCAACUAAAUCGGAUGAUAUAAAUACAGAGGAUAAUACAAAUGAUGAUCGUGAUCCUGAUAAUCAUAGUGAUGAACCUUUGGAUAAUAAAGAGGAUGAAUUUGAAGAUGAUUGGUUUCAUUCAGAAACCGUACAGUUAUUUCAUUUAUCUUUAAUUAUGAUGGAUUGCCAAAAGCGGAAUGGUGAAGAGUUGACUUUGGAUGAGUCACUGGAUAUAAGAGAUAGAUUAAAUGAUUGGUAUGAACGCUUUUUCGUGAAAACGAAGAUAAGUCAGAAUUGGGAGAAACUAUGUCAAAUUCAGCCUUUCAUUUCAUAUCUUGAUGUAAGACUUACAUUUGAAACUAGAAGAUUGUUCCUCCUUAUCAAUCAACCAUCUACAUCUUCGGAAAUUUUUUUUCCUAUGGAUUCUACUGCGUUAAUAAAUCACUGUGAAUUAUCGAUAGAUAUUAUGAGUCAAAUCUCCAAGAAGAAAUUGAUUCUUAUUCCUUGGUGGCUAAAUCUAUCUCAAUUAUUUACUGUAAGUGUAAUUUGCAUCACGUUAAUUCAUUCAGGUAUACAGACAGAUUUAUCAAGAAACUUUCUAUUUAAAUGUAUGCAUAUUUUGAAUGAAUUGACUACAUUAAAACCUAAAAAUCCUCCUCAAAUGUUACCUGAAUGUUUAUGGUGUUUAAGAAUGUUAAAUCAUAUGUGUUGUAUGAGGUUAAUAAGUUCAGCAGCACAACUAGAGAUGCUUGUGGGAACAGAUCCUGGUGAUAGCAGCCCUAAUGAUAACAGAUUCUCUCAAUUCGGAAAAGUAGGUGAAAAAGAAGUUGAUGACGAUGAUGAUGGCGUCGAUGAUGAUGAUGGUGUUGGUGACGAUAGUGUCGAUGGUGUCGAUGGUGUCGAUGAUGAAGAUAAUGAUGCUAAUGACACCUUAGAAAAAUCAGAAAAUGUUGAAAAUAACUUAGAUAUACAGCCAUUAGUUACAGGACAAAAUGUCCGACUACCAUUUGAUCUGCCAGCUACCGAUGAUGUUGUGCCUGUGCAGGCGCAUCAGCGGCAGGUUCAGCAACCGCAGAUAAAUAAUCAAGUCUCGCCCACUCAUCCAAAAAUUUCGAAUUUGAUUAAUCCAGGAUUUUCACAGGGGAAAACAACUACAGAGGCUUCCGAUGAUGGCUCAAAUAUGGUGAUUGACGAAAGUUUAUUUUCCUACUUACAAUGGUUCGAUCAGAGUUUUAUUUAA